UCAUCUGUUACUGCUAAUUAAACUCAAACUACAUUAUCUUGCUGUUAUUCCACAUAAAUCGGCAAAUCCAACUCCUCCAUUAUUGAAUUAAUUUACAGUGAAGUUGAAGCAUGCAAAUAAGUAUCCUUUCAUGGAAUAUCUAACCCCUUGAUGUCUUACAAAUAUAUAUCAAAAUUAUUUGAAACAUCAAACACUUUCAAUUCAUGGCACCAGAAAAAGAAUUUUAAUCAUGAUUCAAAUUACACAUUAGUGCAGGUGAAGUUUGUUCUGUCCUGUCAUUUCAAAUGUUACAUGAAAAAAAGAAGCACUAGCAUUAGUCAAUUCCUUUCUUUUUUGUUUUUUGAUUUCUUCAAGAAUGAAGACCAUAAUAGAUUUAUUUCUUGCCACAUCUAAAUGAUGAUAUAAUGGAAAUUUUGCUUCCCAGAGGUUGUAAUUUUGGCAAAAUCAGUUGGCUGGUGAUGGGGCCCUGAUGGUAGGGAAUUGCUCAUGUGAACUUCAGGGUGUCAUGCACUAUUUUUCAAAAAGAUGAGAUAUGUGGCUCCUUCGUGAGUGUAAUUUCAUUGAUUAUGCAGUGAUAUGCUUUUGAAGACAAGAUCUUUGGAACCUUAUUAUCAAAUAUAUUUUAAUUUGUACAGCAAAAAAGGAAGAUUUUUACAGUCUUGAAUGAGGAAACAUCCCACAAUUUAUUAUUAUUAUUAUUAUUAUUAUUAUUAUUAUUUUAAGUUUUAGUUCAUCAAGUAGCUAAACCAGCUGCUGUGAAGUUCACAUGAGGGAUUCCCCACCUUCUUCAGAUUUCAGAGUCCUAUCACAUUGGAUGCUUGCAGCAUGUCCCUCCAGUAGAAAAAAGAUUGAAAAAGUCGUCAGUUUGCUUAAAUAAUUAGAAUGAACCUGUCAAAUUCUUCUAAUCAAUUUCAAGUUGAUUUUUUAGUCCUUACUGAUAUUGGUAGGCCCUGAUGUUUCAGAGAAACCAAAAUUGGUGAAUCAGUAUUCCUCAUUAUUGACAAUUAGGUUUAAGACAAAACCAUGUGAUCCUUCAUGAGUAUCACUAGACCUGAUCCAAACCAUUCACUAGCUUGCAUUAGAGCAUUUCCACUGUACCCUUUACUAUACGUGUGUGUAUAUAUACACACAAACAUUUUGAUUUAAAAGGAACACAAGUCCUUGCAUUCUCAAGCAUCAAUAGCACCUUUUCUAUCUAAGUCUUUAUUGAUCUCUCUUGUUCGUCCAUAACGAAAUAUGGGUUUCCGUCUGCCUGCUAUUCUUCGUGCUAAGCAAAUUCUUCAGAGGUCUCCUGCAAACCAAACAGCUUCAGCAGCCAAGGAUGUGCCAAAGGGCUACCUUGCAGUGUAUGUAGGAGAAAAGCAGAAGAAGCGGCGAUUUGUGAUUCCAGUAUCAUAUUUGAACACACCUUCAUUUCAAGACUUAUUAAUCCAAGCAGAAGAAGAAUUUGGAUAUGAUCAUCCAAUGGGUGGUCUUACAAUUCCCUGCUGUGAAAGCAUGUUUAUUGAUGCCAUUUCUUGCUUAAAUUGUUCAUGAAGCAGAACACUGAACACAAUUUUGUAAAGAGUGGAGUUACAAUGUACAAUGUACACAAAAAGCAUUAGCAUUAAUCAAUUAUUUUUCAUUCCUUCAAGAAUGUUAUAGAUUUUGUUCUGCAAUUUUCUUUUGCAUGAAUUUCCUGCUGCGGUACAAAUACUUUUUGCU
This is a messenger RNA of Manihot esculenta (cassava), 1704 nucleotides long. RefSeq names its product auxin-induced protein 15A. Lineage: Eukaryota; Viridiplantae; Streptophyta; Magnoliopsida; Malpighiales; Euphorbiaceae. Gene Ontology annotation, biological process: response to auxin. The record is from RefSeq and is a predicted model, not a curated record. The transcript has a single exon. Bases 1237 to 1536 code for a protein of 99 amino acids.